Messenger RNA from Drosophila takahashii, 1611 nucleotides. RefSeq names its product probable cytochrome P450 4e1. NCBI's taxonomy places the organism in Eukaryota, Metazoa, Arthropoda, Insecta, Diptera, Drosophilidae. Gene Ontology annotation, molecular function: heme binding; monooxygenase activity; iron ion binding. The record is from RefSeq and is a predicted model, not a curated record.
AUGUGGAUCGUACUGUGCAUUUUUAUUGGCCUACCGCUGCUUUUGGUGGCCUAUUUCGAGCUUGGAUCACUGCGGCGAAAACAAAUGUUAAACAAGUUCCAGGGCCCAAGCAUGCUGCCGUUGGUGGGAAAUGCACAUCAGAUGGGAAAGACUCCCACAGAGAUUUUAAACCGAUUUUUUGGCUGGUGGCAUGAGUAUGAAAAGGGUAACUUUCGUUACUGGAUAGGCUUCUACUCGAAUAUUAUGGUCACUAGCCCCAAGUACAUGGAGUUUAUACUGAGCAGUCAGACCUUGAUAUCCAAGUCCGAUGUCUACGAUCUCACGCAUCCCUGGCUGGGAUUGGGUCUUCUGACCAGUACCGGCAGUAAAUGGCACAAGCACCGCAAGAUGAUCACUCCGGCCUUCCACUUCAACAUCCUGCAGGACUUCCACGAGGUGAUGAACGAGAACUCCAGCAAGUUCAUAGAUCAGCUAAAAAAGUUGGCAGACGGGGACAACAUCUUCGACUUCCAGGAGGAAGCUCACUACCUGACCUUGGAUGUUAUUUGCGACACCGCCAUGGGUGUGUCCAUCAAUGCCAUGGAUAACCGAAGUUGCGCCGUUGUACAAGCCUUUAAAGAUAUUACCUACACCAUCAAGAUGCGAGCGUUUAGACCUUGGAAGCGCAAUGAAUUUCUCUUUCGCUUUGCACCCGAAUACCCAGCCUAUAGUAAGACUCUGAAGACCCUUCAGGACUUUACCAAUAAGAUUAUUGCAAAGCGAGCUGAAGCCCUAAACGAGGGCGUUGAGAAAGUCAGUCAGGAUGAUGAGUUCAGCCGCAAGAAGUUGGCCUUUUUGGACACUCUACUUUCAGCCACAGUGGAUGGUCGGCCGCUAACUUCCCAAGAGCUUUACGAAGAGGUCUCCACCUUUAUGUUCGAGGGGCAUGACACCACCACUUCUGGAGUUGGCUUUGCAGUGUACCUGCUCUCUAGACAUCCCGAAGAACAGAAAAAACUAUUUGACGAACAGUGCAAGGUGAUGGGCCAUUCGGGACUUGGUCGGGAUGCCACUUUUCAGGAUAUCUCCCAAAUGAAACACUUGGAUUUGUUCAUAAAGGAGGCGCAACGUCUUUACCCAAGCGUACCUUUCAUUGGUCGCUUUACGGAGAAGGAUUAUGUGAUUGAUGGAGACCUUGUUCCCAAGGGCACUACCUUAAACUUGGGCCUCCUAAUGUUGGGAUACAACGAUCGUGUUUUCAAGGAUCCCCACAAAUUCCGACCAGAUCGCUUUGAUCUGGAGAAGCCGGGACCUUUUGAGUACGUGCCCUUUAGUGCCGGUCCACGAAAUUGUAUUGGACAAAAGUUCGCUUUGCUGGAGAUCAAGACUGUCGUUUCAAAGAUCAUUCGGAACUUCGAGGUUCUUCCAGCUUUGGAUGAGCUCGUUUCUAGGGACGGCUAUAUAAGUACGACCUUGGGGCUUCCCCCAGAGGAGAAGAAGAAGCGCGAUGCUCAUAUCAAUAAAUAUGAUCCGGUUUUGUCGGCUUCCAUGACCUUGAAGUCUGAGAAUGGUCUGCAUUUGCGCAUGAAGCAGAGGCUUUAAAUGUGAUUACCUGAUAAAAGUUAAAAGCCU